This is a messenger RNA of Drosophila eugracilis, 463 nucleotides long. RefSeq lists its product as uncharacterized. Lineage: Eukaryota; Metazoa; Arthropoda; Insecta; Diptera; Drosophilidae. The record is from RefSeq and is a predicted model, not a curated record. The transcript has a single exon. The coding region runs from base 44 to 238 and encodes 64 amino acids.
UCAGUUGUUUUUGGCACUUCUUAAGUUAAAGGUAGUUUUUGGUAUGGAUAGUUCCAAAAACGGUGUCCGGGGAUCUUCCUUCAAGUACGGUCCAGCUGUCCGAAUCGGAAUCGCUGUCCUGGUGCUGCACACCGUCGGUUGGUUGGGCUGGAAGGCGGUUAAUCAGGGUACAGAAGCCAAAGAGGCGGCGGUAAAGGCCAAACAAGAAGAGCUACGAGCGGCAUUUGCGGAAAAGUGACAUAACUACGCGGCAUAAAUCAUAAUUUUGUUAACUAGCCAACAUAGACUGAGUGAAUUUUAAGUGAUUAUUGUUAAUAAUAUGAGAAGAUAAAAUAAUAUUUAAAUAGCAAGAGAAGUUUGUGAAUUUGUUAUGAAAAGUCGAUUUAAAGCUUUUAGUUUGUAGAAAGCUUUAGUCUGAGAAUGAUUGUUGAUAAUAAACAAAUUGUGAAUGAAAAUUAAAAAA